Molecule: messenger RNA, 4320 nt
Organism: Poecilia latipinna (sailfin molly)
Lineage: Eukaryota; Metazoa; Chordata; Actinopteri; Cyprinodontiformes; Poeciliidae
Gene: tmem121b
Product: transmembrane protein 121B
Exons: 1
Coding region: 688-1836 (382 amino acids)
Source: RefSeq, a predicted model, not a curated record
UAGCCUCAAACAGCAGCUGCGGGGGGUGCAAACAAUUUUUUUGUCAGGGCAUUAAAACAGUCUUAUUUACAAUAAAUGAAAAUAAAAGUGUGCGAACAACAGAGAUGUGCAAAUACCAGCAAGAAAGUCAACAUUUUAGUUAGCGGGGAGCAGAGGGAAGGAAGGAUCUGUGAUAACUGCUGGAUGCAGAUCUGCUGCUAUUGUAUCCCCCUUCCAGACCUCUCAGGUCUUCUGGUUCUGGUAUUUUGCAGUGUUUCAGCUGCACUGAGUUCCUUUAAAUCAAGGCUCAGACCAACCUGUUCAGAACUUUAAAGAUGAUAAAUGAAACAUUGACCAACAUAUUCGAGGUAUUAAUGAUUGUAAUGACAUCAAAAUUUGUUUAUUGGUUUCUCCAUUGUUGAUUGUGUUUUAUAACUUUAUCUUUGUGUUUUUAUGUAAAGCCCGAUGAACUGGCUUGUUGCUGAAAUGAGCUUUACAGAUAAACUUGAUUGACUGAUCACUGGAUUUCCAUAUCUCACUUUCACUGCUGUCUGUCAAACUGAAGCUAAUGGACAUGAUGUUUUCAUCCUGCUGUCCGGGUUGCAUUUUAAAUGACUGGACCUCAUAAAAGCAGAGUCCAUUCCCUGAGAAUCCAUGCCUUUCUUUGCCGUGGCUCCCAAAGAAAACCAGCAGAAGGGCAGACAGUAGAUGAAGGGAGGCGGCAGCAUAAAUACAAUGAUCUCUGAAUCUGGUGGCGUUCAUCAGAGCAGCGAUCAUCCUCCCAGUCCCUCAUCCUCCUCCCUCCGCUCAGCAGUCUGCCAGCUGAGCAGCACCCGGGACACCCGGAGCACCAGCAGCAGCUUCCAGCCUCUGUUCUCCGCCUGCAUCAUGACAUCUGGGGAGUUCCUGCCGAGCGCUCCUCUGCUGGUGCACAAAUCCAGGAGGAGCCUGCUCUACAAGUCGCUCUGCUUCCUUCUCCUCUUCUUCCAGGGCGGCGUCCUGGACUUCUACCUCAUCCUCUUCACCGACCUGUACUGGUGCUCGUGGAUAGCCACGGACCUGGUGGUCAUCUCUGGCUGGGUUUUUUUUUUCCUGAAGAAUGCUCGAAGCAAGAGAGAACGGGCCUGCGGCUUCCACCAGAAGAGCUCCAUUUUCGGCUGCAACCUCGGAGAGUUCACCUACGCCUACCUGGCCUGGCUCAUCUAUGUCAUCGCCUGCACCCCGAAAGUCGUGCUCAUCCUGGAGACGUCCAUCCUGGAGCUGAUCGCGCUGAAGGUGCCGUGCGGCGUGACCGGCUUUAAAAUCACGGUGCUGCUGUCCGCGCCGCUGCUCUUCUGCCUCAUCAAUUCCAUCGUGGUGGAUUUAAACGGCCCGACCCGCCACCACUCCCAGAGCUGCUUCACCAGCACCUGCCUGGACCUGCUGGACUCGUUCACACUGAUGGAGAUGCUUCUCAGAGGCGAGCUCCCCUCCGUGUACCUGAAGUACACGGUGAUCACGGUGUACUUCGUGGCCCUGGCGGUCCCGGUGGUUUGGCUCUACGAGCUGACGGCGGCGGAGCUGCGGUGCCGGUGGCUGUGGGCCCGCUUCUCCACCGGACUGCUGGUCAACGCUCCUCUGCUCGUCGUGCGUUGUUUCCAGGUGUAUGUUUACAAGAUGCCGGUGUCGGUGUUCAUGUUCAAGAACAUCUUCUUGCUGGCGUGCCGCCUGCUGGAGCUGCUGGAGCAGUGCGCCGCGGUGCAGGGCCUGCGGAGGCGGACUGGCACCAACAACCCAGCCCAGUUCUCCCAUUGCGUGUCCGAGAACGACAUGUGCCCCCACGGAUAUGUCAACACUCUGGCCGUCACGCAAUCUUAACAUCAGCCUGCAUGUGCUGGAGGCUGGCCUGGGAAUGGAGCAGACACAGCGGGGAGCCAAGCUGAGCCUCAGCGGGCAGACUGCGGCUGUGGGCCGGGGGAGGGGGGAACAACACCACAGGGUCGCUUGUAAGCUUCUCGGAUAAAAACAUCCAGGCUGCAGGAUUUCCACUAAUAGAAGAUGAAGAUAAACCAGCACAGAGACAGCAGCACCGCGGAUCUCUCUCAUUUCUAGAAACUGGAUGUUCAAACAAUUUUUCUUUUUAUCAUGCGAAGUCAGCAAACUUUUCUUCUCCUUCUGGAGUCUUCUUCUAGUCUUUGUUGCUUUUGGGGGAUUAUAUCACAUUUCUGCUUUCCCUACACCAAAAGACCUGAGGAACUUCCUGUAGAACUUUAAACCAUUUUCUACAGGACAUGUUUGGCUGUUUAAGACUUUUGUUUCAUAUUUCCAAGCUCAUAUUUAGAACCAGUUCACACAGGUCACAUUCAGAUUAAAUUGGUGCAAACAAAUUAAUAAUAGUGAUAAUAAUUACAAUAUGAUCUUGUUGAGUUUUGGACGUAGAAUCAAAACGUGUGUUCUGACUCCAGAUGUCAUGGACAGCAGCAGUUCCUGUUCCUGUGGCUUUGUGCUUGAUUUGUCAGAACCAGAGUAGAAUGUGUGUCUGUAGUUUAGUGACUCGGUCGGUGGAGUGGACCUCUGUCUGCAGGUGUCACACUGUCAUGGCUGAUGCCACAGUGUUAGGGCAAUGAGUUCAAUCUGAUGUGAUGGUUCUGAUAGGCCGCCUGCUCCGUCCCCACUGAGCUGUUCAGAUUUCAGCUCUGGUCUCAGAUGAAGGUGAUGGAAUGUAAAGUGCCUGUCAGAGCAUGAAGCCGGUAACCUGGGUUAUUACAGGAGGUUUACUUAAUGGUACAAACAGAACUUCUGGUGGUUGUGUCUUGAAAGCUUCAAUAUUCUCAAUAAAAAGCCGACGUCAUAUUUCAUCACUUUGGCCUAAAACACACGAGGCUGUUCCUAACAUGAAGGUUGUAAAAAGUGUGGCUUUAAAAGUCCAAAUGUUUCUCCAGCCAUGUGGAGCAGAGAGCUGUGCAGUGCUCCUCCUCCCCCACCUGUUGCUGUACAUGGCCAGCGUUUAAAUUUUCCCUGAAGGAGAAGCUUAGAUGGUGGGAAAAAUUAAAGAAUAUCAAAGACAUAUUUGCACAUUUAUUCACUGCCAUAGUGAAUAUGUUAUAUUCAAUCAACAGAAGUUUUUAAAUUAAAGUGAUUUUAGUAAAAUAAACACUUAAUUGGCAGAAUCAGAAUGCAGAGCAGCACCAGGGGGCAGUUGGUCGCCUUCUGGCAAGAAGGUCUUGGGUUCAAAUCCCCCGUUGGGGUCUUUCUGCAUGGAAGUUUGAAUGUUCUUCUCAUGCAUGUGUGGGUUCUCUCCGUUCUCCAGCUUCCUUCUACAGUUCAAACACAACUGUUAAUUGGUCUCUAUACUGCCAUUUGGUACACGUGUGUGUGUGUGUGUGUGCACGUAUGGGUGUGUGUGUGAGGGCUGUAACAAUUUCUCGAAUGAUUCGAGUACCUCGAUUUAUCUUCCUCGAAGCUUCGAUAAAUUAUGUUUUAUUAUUCAGCGCACUGAGUUCCGGCCGGGUCAUUAUUUGUGUCGGGCAGCACGUUGUUGCUCAGUGCUGGCAGCACAACGUCCAGUUUUCUGGGUUUUAUUGAGAGAGAAAGAGGGAGACCCCUUUUUUCCUGAUUACUCGAUUAAUUGCAACAAUAAUGAAUAGAGUACUCGAUUACUAGAAUAUUCUUUUACAACAGCCCUAGUGUGUGUAUCUCUGGGUCGAUGACGGACUGCAGUCUCACCUAAUGACUGCUGGAGUUGCCCCAGGGUGACCCUGCACAGACAGUGGAUGGAUAUCAGGAUGCCCAAUCAUAUAGCUUUUAUUGUACAGUGGAGUGUUGUGUUUUGCUCCAUAACCUAAUUGAGAGAGCAGGUUUCUGAUUUAUCCAUAAUCAACAAGUUGUCUUACCCUAACACUACAUCCCGCUCUUGUAGUACGUUUGCUCUGUCAUAUAGUGAGAGAGUAGGGAGGAAUAGUGAUGUAAAGAGCUGAAAUAGAAGGCAGUCAGUCUGCACAGGUGGGCUUUGACAACAGCUUUAGAAAGUAAUGUGAUUUCAAAUGAUAAUUUGUCAAAAGAAAUAAAUAAUAUUGUUAGUCUCUGAUGCCCACAAAAGGAAUUUAAUACCUGAGAUUCUUCAUCAGUACAAAAAGACAUUCACUGUCUUCAGGAGUGAAGCAGACGUCCACCUGCCUUCUGUUCAGGCUCUUAUCACUGCAAUGACCCAAAUAUGUCAGAAGAGCAUAAACUGUUGCUAACUACAUGUGAGAUGUUGCUUAGUGUCUUAUUUUAAGUUGGAAUGUCAUGCCUUAUCCUGCUUGAUGUGGCAGUUUGUGCAAUAUUUCACAAAUAAAGAUACAUUUAAUGCCUUUUGCUGAA